AUGGCUCUUCUACACCUUGCCUCGCGGCGUCUGCCCGCUGCCAGGAAGCUGGUUCCUGAAAUCAACUCCGUGCUCCGGCCUCGGUUCACCGCAGUGCCCGUGCGGUCCUUGAGCGCGACAGCUGCUCCCCAAGCAAAGGAUGAAAGCUCCUUGCCCAACCCCGAUCCCACCGCCGAUUCCGCUUCCUCCUCCUUCAUCAAUGCUCAAACCCCGUUCAUGGUCCCCACCUACGUCCGGCCACCUCCGGUGAUGGUCAAGGGUCAGGGCAGCUAUCUCUGGGAUAUGGAGAACAGAAAGUACCUUGAUAUGACGUCUGGUAUUGCUGUCAACUCUCUUGGUCACUGUGACCCUGAGAUCGCAAAGAUCAUCGCCGAACAGUCUGAAAUCCUCAUCCACGCCUCGAACCUGUACUACAAUGCUUGGACCGGAGCCCUGAGCAAGCUCUUGAUCGAGGUCACCCGCGAGUCCGGUGCCAUGCGUGACGCUUCCCAGGUGUUCAUCGCCAACUCCGGUACCGAGGCCAACGAGGCUGCCAUCAAGUUCGCCCGCAAGGUCGGUCGCUCGCGCGACCCCUCGGGCGCCAAGCACGAGCUCGUCUCCUUCCACAACUCCUUCCACGGCCGCACGAUGGGUGCCUUGUCCGCGACCCCCAACCCCAAGUACCAGACCCCCUUCUCGCCCAUGCUGCCGGGCUUCAAGUACGGAAACUACAACGACGUGGAGCAGCUCCAGACUCUCAUCACCGACAAGACCUGCGGUGUGAUCGUCGAGCCCAUCCAGGGUGAGGGCGGUGUCAACGUUGCCACCCCCGAGUUCCUGGUUGCUCUGCGCAAGCGUUGCGACGAGGUGGGCGCCGUCCUGAUCUUCGACGAGAUCCAGUGCGGUCUGUCCCGAACGGGCAGCCUCUGGGCGCACGGCCACCCUUCGCUGGCGCCCGCCUCCGGCGAGGCCGCUCACCCCGACAUCCUGACCACCGCGAAGGCGCUGGGCAACGGCUUCCCCAUCGGGGCCACCAUCAUCGCCGAGAAGACGGUUGCGUCGCACAUCAAGCCGGGCGACCACGGAACCACCUUCGGUGGUAACCCCCUGGCCUGCCGCGUCGCCCACCACAUCGUCAGGCGGUUGGCUUCGCCCGAGCUGCAGAAGCAGGUCGAGGACAAGUCGGCCGUGCUGCAGGCCGGCUUUGCUGCCCUCAAGCAGAAGCACCCGAACGUCAUCUCGCAGGUCCGCGGUCGCGGUCUGAUCCUGGGUGUGCAACUCACCCCCGAGUUCGGCGCCAAGGCUGGAGACUUGGUGGCGGCUGCUCGCGAGCGUGGCAUGCUGAUCAUCACCGCCGGUGAGGGCUGCAUCCGGUUCGUGCCUUCGUUGACGAUCACCGAGGAGCAGCUCAAGACGGGCCUGAAGAUCUUCGAGCAGGCCUUGGAGGCUGUGAUUGCCUAG
This is a messenger RNA of Aspergillus aculeatinus CBS 121060, 1440 nucleotides long. Its product is annotated as acetylornithine transaminase. The transcript has 3 exons. Gene Ontology annotation, molecular function: identical protein binding; pyridoxal phosphate binding; transaminase activity. The coding region runs from base 1 to 1440 and encodes 479 amino acids. NCBI's taxonomy places the organism in Eukaryota, Fungi, Ascomycota, Eurotiomycetes, Eurotiales, Aspergillaceae. Gene Ontology annotation, cellular component: mitochondrial matrix. Gene Ontology annotation, biological process: arginine metabolic process. The record is from RefSeq and is a predicted model, not a curated record.